Cercocebus atys (sooty mangabey) is the source of this 2404-nucleotide messenger RNA. It is a transcript of the gene CCDC162, whose product is annotated as transmembrane protein FLJ37396. The transcript is spliced from 10 exons. Lineage: Eukaryota; Metazoa; Chordata; Mammalia; Primates; Cercopithecidae. The record is from RefSeq and is a predicted model, not a curated record.
UCCUGUCCAUUAUAGGAUAUUUAGCAGCAUCCCUGGCCUCUACCCAGAUGCCAGCAGUACCUCCCACUAAGUCAUGACAACCAGAAGUAUCUCCAGACAUGGCCAAAUGUCUUCUAGGGGGCAAAAUCACUCUCAGCUGAAAAACACUGGACUAGAGAGAUACGCAUGGGCCAGAUUGUAUGGCCCUGUUAAGGAGUUUUGCUCUAUUCUGUGGCCCAUGGGAAGCCUCUUAGGGAUAUAAAAGGGGGAAAGGGGAAUGACACAAUCAGAAUUGCAUUUGUAAAAGUUCCCCAGCCAGCAGUGAGUAAAAUGGAGAGGAGGGAAAGCCCAGGCCAGAGGAGUCAUGCAUAGGCCAUUUAAGAGCCUAGGCCAGUUUAGAAGCUCCUAGACUAGUCCUCAUGACAUAUAAUAGCUUGGACUAGAGUAGUGGGUAGUGGAGAUGGGAAGAAGUGAAACGGGAAAGUUCCCUGAUUUCCCCUCUUAGAAUGUGCAACAGGGAUGUGGCUCACCUGUUCAAUGGUCCUGCAGCUUAAACGCCAAGGAGUAGCAUGCAGACGGGCAGGUGCAGAGGCCAGGGCAAGUGCUUUGUGCUCUCAGCCCCACUUAGUGUCUAGCAGUGGGUGCCUGCAACCCCAGUGUUACAAAGCCCUUUCAGCUUUGCUGUCUGCAGAUGGCUUGAGUGCUAAUCAGCUCAAUGAACCCUCUGCCUUUUCACAAGGGCAGAGGGCCAGUGUGACAGCCCUCUGUAUCCCGAGCUCUUGCCCAGUGUCCCAGGAGAAUCGGAUCACACGCGGCCUCCAAGGAUGGGUGCAAGGUCCACGGCAUCCAAUUCAUGGAGUUCUCGGAAGUGGAGAACCAGGAUGACUACUACAGCACGGAAGCUGGCUGUAUCCACACCCAGGACCAGCAAGGGGUGCAUGUCAUGUAUGAGGAAGCCUUGAGUGAUCUCAAGGAACUAGAGGCAGAGUUGCUGCUUGUGGCUAGCCAUUACAUUGAGAAAGAAAGGGGUCACAAAGUGGGCAGCCAGCCAAAGAGUGGCCAGGACUGGGGAUGGGCCCAUGCAGGUGUGGACAGAUUAGCUGUGCUCUCUGACAUAUGGACUUGGGAAGCAGCUCUUCUGGAAAACAAGCGCCAGCUUCUUGACAGUUACUUUGAAGCCUACCAGCACACGUUGGACCCUGAGGAGAGGUUUGCCUUAGCACAAGUGAUGACGGACAUCGUGCACCGGCGCCCGAGGUUUGAUCUCAGCCACCCCUAUUUCGUUAAGGCCUACCGAGAGGAAUGCACCUGCCUGAGGCUUCACCUGCAGUUAGUGAGGGGCAUCCUCACCCAGCAGAUAGAACGUCAGCGGGAGUAUGUCCAGAGGAUUUGGCGAGAGGAUCAUCUGGACAAUAGCAAUACAUUUGGACUUCCCCUUAAUAUAGUUUGCAAACAACUUAUUUCCAUCAACAAUAGCUGCCCGGCUUCAAAAAAUGUUUAUCUGCUGGAGUUCCACCCUUCCCUCAGCCUGGUAGCGCUUAUCCCCAAAGCCCUAGAGCAUCUCUUCCAAGAGGCCUGCCAUGCCUGCAGACCCACAUCAGCCAGUGGCCUCGCCUCCCUGGAGCGACAUGUUCUGCAGCUGGCCCUGGGCCUGUGGCUCACCCCAGCCACGCCUGAGGCCUGCUACAGUGCACAGCUCCAGAAAGAUCUGUUUUCAGCUAAAGUUAUGGGAGAUCCCUUUCUCGUGGGGGAGAUAGGCCUGCUGGCAUUCAAGUCUGCAGCAGAUGAAGGACGGAAACAAGGCCAAGACUCUCAUGUGCUACUCUUGGAGAUGUUUUCCAAACUUCUGGAACUCUUGACCCUCCGCCACCGGCUGAUAGAAAUGAGCCUGGAGAGUGCACACUUAGCUCGGCUGUAUAAAGAAUUGGCAUGGGAGAUGGGUUUUGAAGAGUUCCAUUUGUAUCUGAGGCCUGUUCACUUUGAAUUUGCAUCACACAGGGACAGGGCAGACCAGCCACCUCCUGUCUUUAUAACCUCUCUGCUGGAGGACAGUGGUCGGGUAGACAGAUAUUCUCCUACUGCUCUUGUCUUAGCCAUCUCUGAGGUGGAUGAUAACCAAAUUGGCAAAUUUAGUUUUUACACAAAGGAAGCCAUUCUUAAGCUCUUGUUGCAUUCAGGAGUGGAAAAUAUGCAGGUGACUCUUGCUUGUCAAGCUGCUCAGAAAAAUGCUUUGAUGGUGGCUGUCCAGCAGGUGUACUUCUAUCACACCCCGCAAGGGAGCUGUCCUGCUAAUGUCGAGGUAAGCCUGCAUGACAGAGAAGCCAGAGGCAUGUCAUCACUCCCACCAGCUAAUGUCAGGCUGCCCCUUUCUUCCUUCCUUUUUUCCCUUCUCCCUUUCUCCCUUUCUUUCUCCCUUGCCCCCUAG